GGCCUUUUCUUCCCCGCCCCUGGCGGUUCGCAGCUAGACCGUGAGGCAGCGGGCGGCUCGCGAGGCAUUGGAGACAUCUGCUUGUAAGGCAAAGGUACCUACGAAACUAUGGAUGAUACAAGAACUUCACUUGAUGUUAAAGAGUACCCCGAUACUGAGGUACAGAAAAACCGAAUACUAACUCUGGAAGAAUGGCAAGAAAAGUGGGUGGAGCGCAAAAUUACAUUUCAUCAAGAACAAGGACACCAGCUAUUAAAGAAGCAUUUGGAUACUUUCCUUAAAGGCGAGAGUGAACUGAGAGUAUUUUUCCCUCUUUGUGGGAAAGCAGUUGAGAUGAAAUGGUUUGCAGAUCGGGGACACAGUGUAGUCGGUGUGGAAAUCAGUGAACUUGGGAUACGGGAAUUUUUUACGGAGCAGAAUCUUUCUUACUCAGAAGAACCAAUCAAGGAAAUUCCUGGAGCCAAAGUAUUCAAGAGUUCUUCGGGGAACAUCUCACUGUACUGUUGCAACCUUUUUGAUCUUCCCAGAGUAAAUAUUGGCAAAUUUGACAGGAUUUGGGAUAGAGGAGCAUUCGUUGCUAUUAACCCAGGUGAUCGUAAACGCUAUGCAGAUAUAAUGCUGUCCCUAAUGAGAAGAGGGUUUCACUACCUCUUGAGUGUUUUUUCUUAUGACCCAACUAAAUAUGGAGGCCCGCCAUUUUAUGUAUCAGAUGAUGAAAUUAAAAGACUGUUUGGUUCAGUAUGCACUUGUCAGUGUCUCGAGAAAGUAGAUGCAUUUGAAGAACGACAUAAAAGUUGGGGAGUUGACUACCUUGUUGAAAAGUUAUAUCUUCUUACAGAAAAGUAAUUGAGACAUAAAUAAAUAAAAGCAAGUAACAUCAAGUAUUAGAGAAAUUGAAAAUCAUGCUAAGGCAUGAAAAUACAAUGGAUGGCCUUUGAAAAAAUUGUUCGCAAAUUACAUCAUAGUAAUGUGUGUAACUUUUUAGAAAAAAACACUAAUCACAACAACAAUCACAUACUAAAAUGUUAAAGUAGCUACCUUUGGAAAGGGGAAUAUGAUUGGUGGGGUUGUGUGGGUGAAAGAUUAUACCUAUGUGUUUUACUUACAAAUUGAUUUUUUACAAUCACCAUGUAUUACCUCUAUAAUUAAAAAAUAAAAGAGAAUGCAAUGCAUAUAACUUAAAUAUAAUAGACAUAGAAAAAUUGUUAUUCUUUAUGAAACUUAGAACCAUUGGGGAAAUGUAACACUUUAAGAGGGUUUAAGGUAAAAGAAAGUGGUCUCAGAAAUUAUAUAAAAUAUUAGCUUUUCCUAUAUACCUUCAUAUUAUUCUCAUCCUAGCAUUGCUUUUCACAUUUUUCUCUUUAUAUAAUUUUAUAUGUAACAGAAUCAAGAAAAUGUUUUAAAUUAAUUAAAUAAACCAAUCUAUAUGCAACAAAAUAUUGUUCCUCUGUUCUCUUUGCUGGCUAGAGUUAGUGUCUAUAAUUUGCACCCACAUUUAUUUUAAAAAUAAA
Eptesicus fuscus (big brown bat) is the source of this 1511-nucleotide messenger RNA. It is a transcript of the gene TPMT, whose product is annotated as thiopurine S-methyltransferase. Gene Ontology annotation, molecular function: thiopurine S-methyltransferase activity. The transcript is spliced from 9 exons. The record is from RefSeq and is a predicted model, not a curated record. Lineage: Eukaryota; Metazoa; Chordata; Mammalia; Chiroptera; Vespertilionidae. Bases 109 to 846 code for a protein of 245 amino acids.